Messenger RNA from Bursaphelenchus xylophilus (pine wood nematode), 1452 nucleotides. Lineage: Eukaryota; Metazoa; Nematoda; Chromadorea; Rhabditida; Aphelenchoididae. The record is from the annotation of a GenBank genome assembly.
AUGACUGGAAUGAAUGAUUGGCUCUUCGAGAUCGGUAAUUUGGUUUUAUUCGCUUAUUUUUUUGAACAUAGGACUAGAAAAUACCAUGGCCAACACUCUGGAGCUUCUAAUUUGUUGAUUUGGGCCUACAGCUUUUGUGUAUUGCCAUUAUUUCUUGAUCCCUUCGUCAACGUCAAGGAUAGUAUAAUUUUUCAAUUCAGAUGAAGAUGUUUUGAAUGGAACCGACGGUGAUGCGCUCGGUGACGAAGCAGAGGCAUCAACGAGCUCAUCGGAGCAAAAGAAGAACGGAAGAGAGGACUUUGGGCAACUGAGUUUACAAGAAAUGUCGAAAAAGUCGCUUGUUCCCGAUGUUCACUGCAAAAAAGGUGCGGUUGAAAAUGGCAACGCUGAGAGCAGGGGUAAUGACAUCUUCCUGAAGAAUUUUCACUCACUGCUGGUCACUGCAAGAGCCGAGAUUGGAAGAUUAAAGAGAAAAAACAUUGAACUCGAGCAAAAGUAGGUAUUUUUUUGUUUUUUUUUCUGACUUUAGGCGGAAUGAUGUCGACCGUAAUUGAAGUAUGUGUUUGCAGACUCGUGAAAUCGAUGGCAAUUGAAUGUCCCGCCUGCAAGCACCAUUUCAUUGCCAAUGAGCAUCGAAUUCUCCCGAAAUACGUCAAAGUUUUGCACGGUGCAAAGAAGAUUGAGCUGGAUUUUGAAGAUCUCAACAAACUCAAAGAAUUCUUGAAUGUUUCGGGUCUGGAUACGGAUCAGAAUGGUGUUCCUACUAUUCCCGAUGACGAACGGAAACCUCAAACCUUGAAGGAAGUCGACAGUAAGCUUCUGAAGAGUGAAAAGGAAACGAAAGAUCGGCGAAGCGAGGAGAGGAUGCUCAAAGAGCGUCGUGAACGUGAAAUAAAUCGAGCCAAUGCAUCAAGAAAACCGUCAAGGGAUUUGACGGCGGAUGAGAGGAGAUGUAGAGAGAGAAGUUCAAGUCCAAGAAGAAGGUCGAAGGAAAGAGUGGAGAGACGAACUGGAGUACAUGGACGACUGGAGAAGCGAGUCAACGGCGGACGUACAGAUAUGCGGUCAGUGGACAGGCGCACCGAGAAACGACCAGAAGAGAAUGGAAAAAAAGACGAAUCUCGCGAAAGACUUCCGGUAGAUGACCGUCCGCAGAAGAGAGCCAUACAAAAACAAAUCGAAAAGCGAAAAGAAGGUGUGGAUUCGCAGAAACGACCAGUUGAUGAACGGGCAAGGAAACGGGAGCUAGACGAACGUGAGGAACAGCGAAGGAUUGACGAAAAACGGUUGCGAGAUGAAAGAACUGAGAAACAACCAGUCGAUGGCCGAACAGAGAGGCCGAGGAUAUGUGCACCCACUAGAACAGACGAUAGGCAACGGUCAAAAGACUCUAAAGAGCGCAAAGAAGAACCGGUGGCUAAAAGAUCUCGGCCUUCGCAUAGUCGAUAUUGA